UUUUCGCGCAUGCGCGCCGGAUUGGUAGGCAGAAAGCGAGCAUAAUGGCGGACGCAAACAAUGGACACGAGGAGUUCUCGGCGUAUUUUUCUUCUUUAGAUAACGUUUCACAAGAUCGUUAUACGAGUAAGUUGAUGAUUGAUGGUACCAGAUUGCCAGAUCCAUAUAGCAAAAGCCUGAAGGGAUGGAGCGAGUCUGUAAAAAGCUGGCCGAGUGUUCCUUACGGCAACAUUUACAGCUACCUUAUCGACACGCCAGGCCAGUACACACGAGAGAGCAUGAAAGCCUUGAAAUCACUGGACGGCUACAAUUAUUUCAUCUCGGGACAUGUUCAGACGUGUUUGUGUAACCUGCUGGAGAAGGACACGACUGUGUGCUUUGUGAAAGCAAAGGUAUCCCCGUCCCAACGGGCCAACGACAAGCCACACGAGCCAUGGGUGUGCGUGAACAAAGAGCAGGGAUACGUUGUAGCUGCACAUUGCACAUGUAAAGCUGGUUUGGGAGAGGCAUGCAGUCACAUUGCUGCUCUCUUGUUCAAAGUUGAAGCAGUGGGCAGAUUCGGCCUCAACCAGGAAUCGAAGACAAGCGUUGCCUGCGCCUGGAACAAGUCUUACCGGAAAAAGGUCACAGCGGAGCGAAUUGUGGACAUUGAUUUCACCUCCCCCAAGUAUGGCAAGACCGCCAAGUGGAAGGUCAACAAACAGAGACGCAUAGAAGUGGCUGGUCUGGACGAGUCGGAACAACAGAGGGCCCUUGAAGCGCUCCGAAGAAUCUGUCCCACUGCUGGAUGUCUUACGAAAGCGGAGUCGGACACGGACAGCGCCUCAGAAGAUGAAGACCUGCCACCGGUAGGUUUAAAAAAAAAAAACAUUGUUCAUAAAGGAAUAUUUCUGUUUACAAUUUCUUUGAAUCCCCAGCGAAUAUUAGUUACUUUUUUAUUUACUUGA
Messenger RNA from Fundulus heteroclitus (mummichog), 947 nucleotides. RefSeq lists its product as uncharacterized. Gene Ontology annotation, molecular function: zinc ion binding. Lineage: Eukaryota; Metazoa; Chordata; Actinopteri; Cyprinodontiformes; Fundulidae. The transcript is spliced from 3 exons. Bases 45 to 947 code for a protein of 300 amino acids. The record is from RefSeq and is a predicted model, not a curated record.